CCCCCCUUCCCUGUUUUGGAAACCGACGCCGGCGACAGGUGCUUGUUUUGGCUUGCAGUACACAAGAAAACAGAAUUAUGGAGAUUACAGUCCUCCAUCCAAGAUCUGGGAAGACCCUAGCCACUUUAACCAACAUUUCUACAGGAUCCUGUAUUGCAGAUGUGAAAAGGGAGUAUGAGAGGAAAUUUCCCAAGUAUUACCCGACCCGGCAGGCAUUUAAAAGUGAUCCCAAGGGAAAGACACUUAAAGAUGAGACGACACUGGAGAGUAUAGACUUCACUAAACCGGGAGCACUAUACUUCAAGGACCUUGGGCCCCAGGUCGGCUGGACCACCGUGUUUAUGACAGAAUACUCGGGUCCACUCGUAGCUUACCUAAUCUUCUACGCCAGGCCGGCCAUUAUAUAUGGAGCCGCAGCUUCCCAGCCCAGAUCCUGGGUAGUCAAUCUUGCAGCAGCCUGUUUCUCCUUUCACUACGUCAAACGACUACUGGAGACUGUGUUUGUCCAUCGCUUCUCCAACGCCACCAUGCCCAUCAUGAACAUCUUCAAGAAUAGCACCUACUACUGGGGAUUUGCUGCCAUGAUUAGUUACUUUGUCAAUCAUCCACUGUACACCCCACCAACCUAUGGUGAUGCCCAGGUGUAUGGUGCCCUGGCUGGUUUCAUCUUCGGUGAACUAGGGAACUUCUCUAUACAUCUGGCCUUUAGGAACCUCAGACCAGCAGGAACAAAGGAGAGGCGUAUCCCCGUACAGACCUCUAACCCAUUCACGGCCAUGUUUAACUUCGUUUCAUGUCCUAACUACACAUAUGAGACUGUCGCAUGGGUCAGCUUCAGCGUAAUGACACAAUGUUUACCUGCCUUGCUAUUUACCACCUGUGGAUUUUAUCAGAUGGCAGUGUGGGCUCUGGGUAAACACCGUAAUUAUAAGAAGGAAUUCAAAGACUACCCCAGGAGGAGGAAAGGCAUUGUACCAUUCCUGCUGUGAACAACAGCUUUCUCGUAUGAUUUAUAUAAUUAUGUAAUUCCAAGCACUUCUUCAAUACAUGUAAUUCAUUUCUGAUUGUGUUGAUCAUUCGUGGCAGCACUGUCUUACAAAUCUUCGUAUUAGCAUUUGAAGCAGGGUUUAUGUUAUCGUGUUGAAGCAAUAUUUGUGUCAUCUUGUUGAAGUAUUGUUUCCAUGACCUGUUUGAACAUGUUUUAAUAUGUUACUUUUCUGAAGUUGACAAUCAUUUGACAAUUUCUGGAAUUUCACCAAAUCCACACAAAUUCUCCUGACUUUAUCGGUGUUGUCAACACUAGAAACUAAAUCAUGUAAAUGUUUGUGUUUAGUGUAUUUAAGAGUGAGCUAUGAGACCUGAUGAGAUGUAGCCAAUGUGUUUAUGUAUUACUAAGAAUAUAGGAAUACAUUGUUCGUAGAACACAGUGUUUGGAGUGUGUGCCAAUCAAAACUUUUUAUACAUAACAUUUUUACAUAACAUUUCUUUUGAUUUUGAUUACGAAGAUUAAUUUCAAUGAUUUUUAAAUAUGUUGGAUUUUGUGAGAGAUUUUAUUUUUUGUUUGUGUGAAAUGUCAAAAAGUAUUUGUUGUGAUUUUGUGUAAGUCAGAAUAAUUUAAAUGCAUUGAAACUUUAAAAAUUAUGAUUUUUAAAAACAUGCUCUUAUUUAUGUGUCUGUAGAUUUAAAAUUUAUCUCUUGUAACUCUUAAUUUUAUUGUAUCAACCUGUCUUAAACAGACAUUUAAUUCAAUUCUUAAAAAAAAUAAAAAUGUUUACUCA
Molecule: messenger RNA, 1778 nt
Organism: Mizuhopecten yessoensis (Yesso scallop)
Lineage: Eukaryota; Metazoa; Mollusca; Bivalvia; Pectinida; Pectinidae
Product: very-long-chain enoyl-CoA reductase-like
Exons: 12
Coding region: 78-989 (303 amino acids)
Biological process (GO): very long-chain fatty acid biosynthetic process
Molecular function (GO): oxidoreductase activity, acting on the CH-CH group of donors
Source: RefSeq, a predicted model, not a curated record